Apaloderma vittatum (bar-tailed trogon) is the source of this 474-nucleotide messenger RNA. RefSeq names its product clarin 3 (gene CLRN3). Lineage: Eukaryota; Metazoa; Chordata; Aves; Trogoniformes; Trogonidae. The record is from RefSeq and is a predicted model, not a curated record. The transcript is spliced from 2 exons. Bases 1 to 474 code for a protein of 157 amino acids.
AUGCUGAGCUGUGUUCCAGUUGCAGAUAACCUGAGCAGCACCGAGGCGAAAAGCACAAUCACUGCGAUUAUUGUGAUUCUGGUUCUCAGUCUACUGAGUUCCCUGCUGAGUUCUGGAUUUACCUUCACUAAUGCUGUCAGUAAUCCCUACCAGACGUUUCUGGGACCCAUUGGAGUCUAUACCUGGAAUUCCUUAUGCGGGAUCUUCACACUUAUAGCCAUGAUACUUUUUCCUGUGAACAUAGAAGAAAACAGUCUGUCUGUAGAGUUGGCCCUUACAUGUUUAUCUAUUCAGCAGACACAUGACAAAUCUGUACACUCGUAUGGAUAUUCGUAUUGGAUCAUGCUGCUCAUCAUUUUCCUGAACAUUGCUUCUAUCAUCAUCAUAUAUUUCUAUGAUCACGCAAGGUAUUCUAAGAAGAAAGAACAGGAGAGACCCAUUGAAAAUGCACCAAAAGACGUCAUUCUCUUUUGA